AUGCUCGCUCAGGGCCUGGUCCCCCCUCCCCACCCGGCCCUCCACGGCCUGCAGCACUUCCUCCCGCACUUCCCAGGCGCCCACCGUCCCUGUCCUGCCACUCCUGCUACAGGCCAGCGGACCCCGGUCGGCGCCCCUCGCCCCCCGGCCGAGGGAUCCAGGGCCUACGUCACGUGCGAGGACUGCGGGAAGGAGAUCCUGGAGACGAGCAUCCACACGCACCGCCGGCGAUACCACAAGCAGCUUCAGGAGCCGGUGCUGUGCUGCGGACAGUGGUUCCCCACGCGCUGGCACCUCAGCGCCCACCGCCGCUCCGCCCAUACCCGCUCCGCCCAGUUGCAUCCCCUCCGCCCCUUCGACGCCCUCUCCGGGCCCCGUCCUGCCGGCCUUUCCCCUUCUGCCCUACAUGCUCGCUCAGGGCCUGGUCCCCCCUCCCCACCCGCCCUCCACGGCCUGCAGCACCUCCUCCCGCACUUCCCAGGCGCCCACCGUCCCUGUCCUGCCACUCCUGCUGCAGGCCAGCGGACCCCGGUCGGCGCCCCUCGCCCCCCGGCCGAGGGAUCCAGGGCCUACGUCACGUGCGAGGACUGCGGGAAGGAGAUCCUGGAGACGAGCAUCCACACGCACCGCCGGCGAUACCACAAGCAGCUUCAGGAGCCGGUGCUGUGCUGCGGACACCCCUCCGCCCCUUCGACGCCCUCUCCGGGCCCCGUCCUGCCGGCCUUUCCCCUUCUGCCCUACAUGCUCGCUCAGGGCCUGGUCCCCCCUCCCCACCCGGCCCUCCACGGCCUGCAGCACCUCCUCCCGCACUUCCCAGGCGCCCACCGUCCCUGUCCUGCCACUCCUGCUGCAGGCCAGCGGACCCCGGUCGGCGCCCCUCGCCCCCCGGCCGAGGGAUCCAGGGCCUACGUCACGUGCGAGGACUGCGGGAAGGAGAUCCUGGAGACGAGCAUCCACACGCACCGCCGGCGAUACCACAAGCAGCUUCAGGAGCCGGUGCUGUGCUGCGGACAGUGGUUCCCCACGCGCUGGCACCUCAGCGCCCACCGCCGCUCCGCCCAUACCCGCUCCGCCCAGUUGCAUGCAAUCGAGUCAGAGUCCGUAGUAAGUUUGUUAGAUGUUCAGUCCUUGAAAUCUCUCCGUUUACAGUUCGGCAGCGCUGAUCCCACGACCACUAAGCGGGCCGAGGCGGGCAAUCCUUUGGGAAUUCUGAGGCCUAAAACAUAG
Penaeus indicus is the source of this 1227-nucleotide messenger RNA. Its product is annotated as replication initiator 1-like. The transcript has 5 exons. The record is from RefSeq and is a predicted model, not a curated record. The coding region runs from base 1 to 1227 and encodes 408 amino acids. Lineage: Eukaryota; Metazoa; Arthropoda; Malacostraca; Decapoda; Penaeidae.